Messenger RNA from Cyprinus carpio (common carp), 1338 nucleotides. Its product is annotated as platelet glycoprotein IX-like. NCBI's taxonomy places the organism in Eukaryota, Metazoa, Chordata, Actinopteri, Cypriniformes, Cyprinidae. The record is from RefSeq and is a predicted model, not a curated record.
GCGCCAGUGAUGCCUGUUUUAAUAUACAGAAGCAUUUGCAAAAAAAAAAAAAAAAAAAAACACUUAUGGAUGUACUUCUAACCUAAAAGCCAGGAUGAUUAUUGCACAUCUUCAGUUGCUUUCAAUCACAUGCUGUAAGGAUGCUUGUUAAUUCAGGGUUGACGCUUCUCUUGUGCUCGGUCUUUGCACAUGUUAGUUGCCAGUCCUGCAGGUGCAAGACUUUACUGUCCCUAGGCCUGAGGGUGAACUGCAGCUCGCAGGGCCUGAGAAGCGUCCCUCAUCUUCCUGCAGAAAUCACUGAACUCCUGCUGCAGAAUAACCUCCUGACCACCAUAACUCCUGGGCAUUUAGACCGGCUCCACCACCUGCAGCUGGUCAAUUUAUCUGGGAACCCGUUCCACUGUGACUGCAGCAUCCAGUACUUAAGACAAUGGCUACAGAAGAAUAAAGCCAUCUCUGUGAUGCCGGUGUGUGCCAGUCCUACAGAACUAGCCCACAGGUCCAUCGAUGAGCUCACUGAUGCUGAUUUUGUGUCCUGUGUCUCUGGUCACUGCUUUGAGUGGGUUUAUAAUGUCAUCUUAUGCUUAAUGCUUUGCUUUCUCAUUGGUUUGCUGCUGUGGUGCUUGCAGCUAGCAAGAAACUCUACGUUUAUUCUGGGAAUUGAUGAGAGACACACUGGAUUUGAGGCAGAAUCUCUUCGAUCACUCAAACCCAAACACAGAGUGAGGAUGAGGUGGAGUAUCGGGUCACUGAGCCCAGGAACCGAUGACAUGGACAAGCCUUUACUCAACAUGGACAUCCUCCCUCAGAUACUGGACGUCCUGCACAAGCAACACAACAUUAAGAUUAAAGUACCGUGAAGAACUGAACUGUGUUCUUACCCUUCCUUUGCUUGUAUGUAAUAAUAUGCUUUCGUGAUAUGUAACAUGGCCUGCAAUAUUAGGAAACUGUAAAUCUUGCCAUAUACAUUUAUAUUUUGCUCUGUAAGUUAAGUUUCAAGUGUAUGUUGGAUUAUGGAGCAGGCCAGUGAGUCUUUCUUUGGGACACGGUGCUUCUCACCAUGGCCCACUUGUUAAAAAAGUUAGAUCCAGAUCAGGAAAAUUUGGAAAUCACAGUUUUACUAUAUUGGAUCAGGUAAUCCAUUUUACUUUUGUACCAGUUUUCCCAACGCAACACACUUCUUCUGAUUACCAAGUCCAGAUAAGACCAAAACCAAAAUAUAAAUGAAUAAAAAGUGACGUGACAUACAGCCAAGUAUGGCGACCCAUACUCACGUGCUCUGCAUUUAACCCAUCCAAAGUGCACACACACAGCAGUGAACACACACACACACACACC